Molecule: messenger RNA, 577 nt
Organism: Saccostrea cuccullata (small rock oyster)
Lineage: Eukaryota; Metazoa; Mollusca; Bivalvia; Ostreida; Ostreidae
Product: fibrinogen beta chain-like
Exons: 4
Source: RefSeq, a predicted model, not a curated record
CUGUAUACACAAAGCAUUUGGCGAUCCAUUUGAUUUAGCGGUGGCUGCUUUCCGCGAAAGGCGCAAAAAAGAAUACACAGCCAAAUUUGUUCCUAUUGACUGUAAGGAUUACCGGGAAAGUGGUCACACUUAUACAGGUGUGUAUGAAAUCUACCCCUUUGGGACCACCUUGCCUCCUAUCCGAGUUUAUUGUGACAUGGAUACAUUGGCUGGAGGGUGGACAGCCAUUCAGAAAAGAAUAGAUGGAUCCCUGACCUUUGAUAAGAAAUGGGAUGACUAUAAAAAUGGUUUUGGUGCGACAGAACAGAAUCUCUGGAUAGGUGACCGUAUGCUAGACACGGGGGAUCUUAACACCAAUCUGUCGGAGAUGUCAUUCUCCACCCUUGACAGGGACCAUGACAGGUGUGGUUGGUGUAACUGUGCUGUUGAUCACGGAGGAGGCUGGUGGUAUAACGGCUGCCACGAUGCCAACCUCAACGGUAAAUGGUCACCUGAAGAGUGGUGGGAACCCUGGUAUCCGCCACUUAAGAAUGGUAGUGACAUCACGGAAACUCUUAUUAUGAUCAGACGGCAUUAA